Melampsora larici-populina 98AG31 is the source of this 1188-nucleotide messenger RNA. RefSeq lists its product as uncharacterized. The annotation marks the transcript as partial. Gene Ontology annotation, cellular component: endoplasmic reticulum. The record is from RefSeq and is a predicted model, not a curated record. Gene Ontology annotation, biological process: amino acid transmembrane transport. The transcript has 8 exons. Lineage: Eukaryota; Fungi; Basidiomycota; Pucciniomycetes; Pucciniales; Melampsoraceae. Gene Ontology annotation, molecular function: amino acid transmembrane transporter activity.
GGCCUGUUUGCAGGCGUUGCUAAUAUGGCUAACAGCAUACUGGGCGCGGGUAUCAUCGGACUUCCUUAUGCCUUGAAAAACUCUGGCUUCUUUACUGGAACGGUUAUGAUCAUCGUCCUUGGAAUCAUCACAGAUUGGUCUAUCAGGUUAAUAGCUUUAAAUAGUAAACUUACCGGUCAAAGGAAUUACAUUGGAAUCUUGGAACAUUGUUUUGGGUUCCCUGGAAAGGCUGCAGUUUCAUUCUUUCAGUUUACGUUUGCCUUUGGUGGGAUGUGUGCCUUUGGGGUGAUUGUUGGUGACACGAUCCCUCAUGUUCUCACCGCACUGCUUCCAUUCCUGGCUCGAAUCGACUGGCUUGCGUUCCUCUUUUCUAGGUCAUUUGUGAUCGUGUUCUUUACUGUCACUGUAUCAUAUCCCCUAUCGCUCUAUCGCGACAUUUCCAAAUUGAGCAAGGCAAGCACUCUGGCGCUUAUAAGUAUGGUAAUCAUCGUCAUCUCAGUAGCAACUAAAGGUCCCACAGUAAACCCCAGCUUACGGGGUGACCCAAACAAACGGUGGACUCUCAUCGAGCCCGGUCUGACAGAAGCCAUCGGGGUGAUAAGUUUUGCAUUUGUAUGCCAUCACAAUUCUCUACUCAUCUAUGGGUCAUUGAAAACACCUACACUCGAUCGGUUCGCUCAAGUGAUACAUGUAUCAACUGCAUUAUCAGUCAUUGCUUGCCUGAUAAUGUCUUUCUCGGGCUUUCUGACCUUCACCCAACUGACACAGGCUAACAUUCUCAAUAAUUUUCCAAAUGAUGAUAUUGUAAUCAAUAUCGCUCGAGUUUGUUUUGGACUCAAUAUGUUCACCACCCUUCCCCUCGAAUGCUUUGUUUGCCGUGAGACCAUCGAGACAUUCUUCUAUCACAACAAAACAUUUGACCAAACGCGACAUGUGAUUUACACCACUCUACUGGUCGGCAGUGGAUUGCUCAUCUCUUUAUCGACCUGUGAUCUUGGAAUCGUUCUAGAACUGACUGGUGGAUUUGCAGCAUCAGCAUUAGCUUUUGUCUUUCCAGCUGCUUGUCAUCUUAAACUUUCAACAAAAUCAAUUUAUUCUUCUCAAAACUUUGGUGCACUCUGUUUAGUAAUCUUUGGUCUAGCAGUCAUGGUCAUUUCAACUGUAGGAUCUUUGUAUAAAGCUUUAGAU